ACCCUGCUUCUCUCUCUCCCUCUUUGUCUGUCUUUGUGCCACAGAGUUGCUCUCUCUGCUCAAUGUAGUCAGGUUGGGUGGUAAGAGGGGAAUGUAUAGCAGAGACGAUGGGUCUUACAGAGUGUGGGAGAUGAGAGUGUGAGGGUUUUUUUAGGAACAAGAGUGCGGAGCACGAGUGUGUGUGUGUGUGUAUGUGUGUGUGUGUGUGAAUAUCCGUGGGGGUGAGCUUCUCCUGUGUCACAUUCCAGCUUCCAGGGCUCGAUCCCUGCCUGCUGAGAGACUUGGACCUGGAAAACUUUGGAAAAUCAUUCUUGGAAAACUGUGAUUGGAAGCUUGAAAGUCUUUUAAAACCAUCCCUAUAUCUCUUUGUGACUUCACAUUGUUGCUGUAGGAGUGACUCCCCUUCUGCUGCUGUUGUUUUUGGGUCUUUGGAUAGUGGUCUCACUGGAGCCACGCUGAUGCUCUCCGGACUACUACGGCAGAGGAGAGGAGGGGAGAGAACAUGGAACUUUAAACGUGUUUCGUUGGAAGGGAUUUAUAAUCUGGAUCAUGGAAAUUGACAGAGAAGACUGCUGUUCUGUUCUCGGCUGAGGGGACCAGUGCAUAUUUCAUAGAAGACAGAAGAGAGAACCCAGUACAGACGUUAUGGAAGGGGGUAGCCAGAAAUUGUUUCCAUAAAACCAUACAGAAUUAAAGACCACAGUCAGCAAAGUCUGACUUAUACACAGAAGAUAUGAGCCUUGGCCUCUCUCAUGCCAGAGAGAGACAGUUAGUGACAUCAUCAUGAAUGCCCCGCCCACAGGAAGCCCCAGCCAAAAUAUGGAGGUGAAGGUGGUCUCCCAGGAGAUGGCUUUGUUUAGCAACGCCCUGGCAGCCUACACCUUCAUAGCAGACCAGCCUGAGCGAGUAACUCUGGUGUUUGUUAGUGGUGUGUGUGUGGGUCUCCUCCUCACCCUCUGUGCCCUCGUGGUCCAGAUACACUGUCGCACUGACUGUCACUACAGUAACCGACGACGACAUCACCAUCAGCAUAGCAACAGGCAUCACCACCAUCACCAUGGGGACCAUCCCUGUCACCACCAUCCCCAACCUGGCAACCCUAACACAAGCAAUCCCGGCGUAACCACAGAGACGAGCAGAGACAGCGAAUCAGUGGAGUGGGACGACGGGACUUCUGACCUAUCGGCUCGACGACGGAGGCGAUUUGAGAGAACGCUGCUGCACACUAGCAUGUUCACAUCCAUAGAAGAGUUGGAGCGAGCUCAGAGGGUUGAGGAGAGAGAGAGGAUCAUACAAGAGAUCUGGAUGAACGGACAUCCCGACGUCAACACUGUCACACGCAGCCUCAACCGAUACUACUGACAGGGACAGAGAAAACAGGGCGAAAAGGAGAUGGAUAGACAGACAAACGGACAAAGAGGAAGGAUAAUAUACACUUUCAGACAAGGUCGCAUCGAGAGGCUCGUGAAGCACAGGUGUGAACAGGACUGUUAGCCAGGGUGAGUGGGUACAAUGACACUUUUAGAUCUGUGAUGAGGAGAAUGCCUCCUGAUUGUGGCCCAGGAUGGUUCCUCCAGGGUCAGACCCCUUUCGAAUACUGAGGUGGAUGAUGUCACCACCUAGUGGACACCAUCCCCAUCACCGUUGACAAAGGCCCACAAUUCACCUCUGUGGAAAACUCUGAUUUCCUAGCCGAACGUACCGCACUACGUUGUACCUGACUGGCACGGUCAUACAUAGCACGGUUCACUACCAGGACAAGGACCACAGAGAAAACCUGUUAACUAAAACAUUUAAUGUUUGCCUUCACUCAAUCUUAAUGUGUAUUUAAUUGAUCCACUCUUGUCUUUUGAAAAUAAAUUCAUUUUUAUAAAAUAGAAAAACUUUGUUUGUCUCGGGGAUGCUUUUAAGGGUUGUUGCAGGGGAAAAUGUUGUUUUGUAUUUUUAAGAUGGAGCAACAAUCAUUCCUCAGAGAGACUGUGACUAUAAAACUAUAUGUGUUUGGUUGUCAGCAGAGGAGUAUUAAUUAGGGACCCUUAGUCACGACAGACAGAGGCAGUGCUCCAAUCCAAUCCAGUCAGCUCCUGAGUAGUUCCCUUCAGUCCACCUAUAGCCCUUCAGAAAGAUAGAUGGAGACACCA
Oncorhynchus keta (chum salmon) is the source of this 2141-nucleotide messenger RNA. RefSeq names its product protein eva-1 homolog A-like. The coding region runs from base 784 to 1362 and encodes 192 amino acids. Lineage: Eukaryota; Metazoa; Chordata; Actinopteri; Salmoniformes; Salmonidae. The record is from RefSeq and is a predicted model, not a curated record. The transcript is spliced from 4 exons.